Purpureocillium takamizusanense is the source of this 1092-nucleotide messenger RNA. RefSeq lists its product as uncharacterized. Gene Ontology annotation, molecular function: protein kinase activity; ATP binding. Lineage: Eukaryota; Fungi; Ascomycota; Sordariomycetes; Hypocreales; Ophiocordycipitaceae. The transcript has 5 exons. Bases 1 to 1092 code for a protein of 363 amino acids. Gene Ontology annotation, biological process: regulation of mRNA processing; spliceosomal complex assembly; protein phosphorylation. The record is from RefSeq and is a predicted model, not a curated record.
AUGCCGGAAUACCGCCCGGAGCAUUUUUAUCCUGUUCGUCUAGGUGAAGUCUUCAAUGACCGAUUCCAAACGGUGGCCAAACUUGGCUACGGCUCAUCCUCGACCAUAUGGCUCGCGCGCGACCUACAACAUCAUCAAUAUGUAGCGCUAAAAAUCUACAUCCACAACUCGGUCCAGCACCGUGAACUACCAUUCUACCAGCACCUGGAGAAGGUUCUCCCUACCCAGCACCCUGGCGCCAAAAACGUCAGAAAGCUACUCGCUUCGUUUCAAGUAACCGGCCCCCAUGGCAAGCACGUCGCGCUUGCUCUUCAGGCUUCUCAAAUGAGCAUCCGCGACAUGGAUACGGUGUUCAUGGAUGGUCACGGAUUCGACGAGGGUUUUGUGAAGGGAGCUGUUAAGGAGCUUCUCGAAGCGCUUGAUUUCCUGCAUACCGAGGUGCAAUCAGUACACACUGACGUUCAUCCGGGCAAUCUGCUGCUCGGGACAGACGACGACUCUAUUUUCCAGAAGCUGGAAGAUAAUGAACUCUCGAGCCCCGUUCCUCGCAAGCAAUGCGAUGGCCGGACUAUCUACCUUUCCCGCUUGAUGAAGCCCAAGGCUGGACCACUACUGCUUUCUGAUUUUGGAGAAGCUAGGCUCGGCCCCGGUCCCCAUGCCGGCGACAUCAUGCCAAUCAUGUAUCGAGCCCCAGAGACGCUCUUGCAUAUUCAAUGGAGCUAUCCGGUCGACAUCUGGAGCGUGGGACUUACCGCAUGGGAUCUCCUUCAAGGAAGAACGCUAUUCAGCGCCCGCAAAGAAGACGGAAGUUUCUCCGACGGAGCUCACUUCGCCGAACUCAUUGCAGCGCUGGGCCCACCGCCUCCAGGGCUUCUCAAUCGGCAUCGCAACAGAGCGCUCGAGUACUGGGAUGAACAAGGAAACUGGAGCGAGUUCGUGCCUAUACCGAGGGAGAAGACUCUCGCGGCGGCUGAAACUAAGCUUGAGGAUAAUACCAAGUUCCUCCAGUUCAUUCGAAGAGCCCUUACCUGGGAUCCGGCCGCACGCCCUACAGCGAAGGAACUUCUUCAAGACCCGUGGCUGAAUACCUAG